Peromyscus eremicus (cactus mouse) is the source of this 3897-nucleotide messenger RNA. It is a transcript of the gene Slc35d1, whose product is annotated as solute carrier family 35 member D1. The coding region runs from base 1 to 1068 and encodes 355 amino acids. Gene Ontology annotation, cellular component: Golgi apparatus. The transcript is spliced from 12 exons. The record is from RefSeq and is a predicted model, not a curated record. Gene Ontology annotation, molecular function: antiporter activity; GDP-fucose transmembrane transporter activity. NCBI's taxonomy places the organism in Eukaryota, Metazoa, Chordata, Mammalia, Rodentia, Cricetidae.
AUGGCGGAAGUCCACAGACGUCAGCAUGCUCCGGUUAAAGGAGAAGCCCCCGCGAAAUCCUCCACACACAGAGAUGAGGAGGAGCUGGGGAUGGCGCCGGCCGAAACGCUGACGGUCUUCCUGAAGCUGCUGGCCGCCGGCUUCUACGGCGUGAGCUCCUUCCUCAUCGUGGUGGUCAACAAGAGCGUGCUCACCAACUACAGAUUUCCGUCCUCGCUAUGUGUUGGACUUGGCCAGAUGGUGGCCACGGUAGCAGUUCUCUGGGUGGGAAAGGCGCUCAGGGUAGUGAAGUUUCCUGACUUUGACAGAAAUGUACCUCGAAAGACCUUUCCACUACCUCUACUAUAUUUUGGGAACCAAAUCACCGGACUGUUCAGCACAAAGAAACUGAACUUGCCCAUGUUUACAGUUCUGAGACGGUUCUCCAUUCUGUUUACAAUGUUUGCUGAAGGAGCUCUACUCAAGAAGACUUUCUCCUGGGGUAUUAAGAUGACUGUAUUUGCAAUGAUUAUUGGAGCAUUUGUAGCUGCCAGCUCUGACUUGGCAUUUGAUCUGGAAGGAUAUGUUUUCAUUUUGAUCAAUGAUGUCCUGACAGCAGCAAAUGGUGCAUACGUGAAGCAGAAGUUAGAUUCGAAAGAGCUGGGAAAGUACGGUCUGCUCUAUUACAAUGCACUGUUCAUGAUUCUUCCCACCCUGGCCAUUGCAUAUUUCACAGGAGAUGCACAAAAGGCUAUGGAGUUUGAGGGCUGGACGGACACCCUGUUCCUUCUACAGUUCACCCUCUCCUGUGUGAUGGGGUUUAUCUUGAUGUAUGCUACAGUACUCUGCACUCAGUAUAAUUCUGCUCUUACCACAACAAUAGUUGGCUGCAUUAAGAAUAUAUUAAUAACUUAUAUUGGAAUGGUCUUUGGUGGAGAUUAUAUUUUCACAUGGACAAAUUUUAUUGGCCUAAAUAUCAGUAUUGCUGGAAGCCUGGUGUAUUCUUACAUCACUUUCACCGAAGAGCAGCUGAGCAAACAGUCAGAGGGCAAUAACAAGCUGGACACUAAGGGGAAAGGAGCCGUAUGACCUGAUGGCCCCUGCUCGUGUACCCUGAAGACACUGAGGCGUCCUGACUCGGGACUGAUAUUCCUUUGCAAUUGUAUGACUCUAGGACUGAUUGUUGCCUUUGAAAAUUUCUUGACCGUAUGUUAACUAUGUUUAAAUUAAUUUAUGUCAGACUGGAAAAUGUACUGGGUGGGUUUUAAUUUAUUUUUUGUCUCAGACAGUGAAGCAUCAGUGUUUUGGAGUCUUCUACCCUUUGUUUGCUAUCCAGGUGACCCUGGCAGUGUAUACAAUGUGUUUUGCCAGAGCUGCCUUCCAGUGGGCUGUCCCCAGAGGCAGUUUAGCUGGAAAUGCAGCUGAGAUCUGAACUUUCUUCUUUUUUAAUUGCAUUAUCUCCAUAGUAUCAUUACAUUUGCCAAAGGUAACAGCUUUGGCACUAAAAACCCCACGAGGCUCUGAAGGAUUUUGCUUUCCUGGAUUGUGUGGGGUGAGCAGAGCGUGCCUUGGAAUGUCUGAUUCCUCUUUGUUCAGUAGAGAAAAGCAAGGGGUGGAGAAAGCUGACCAUUCCUCAGUUCUUCACUCAACAGUAAUGCAGUGAACAUAGAUAGCUGUUGGGCCUUGUGCUGAGUGCAGGGAUGCAGAGAUGAGUUGGUGGUGGUUCAGAAGCUCUCUCCUGCCGUGGACUGAAUGUAAGAUGGAGAACUUGAUUCUCUGUUCAGCUAGGAAACUCUGCGACUGUGUGCCAGGCACUUCAGCCCUCUGGAACUGCAGGCCUGUGAGGUUAGAAGCACCUGCCCUGCCUAUUCUCCUGAGAUCAGAGCCCACAGUGAGACACUGAAGAGCUACAAUCUGUAUACAGCAAUGGCUCAGCUCCCACUUCUCUGAGAGGGACAGAUAGUCAAGGUGGCUGCCGUCUCUCCCCAUGCCUUCAUCAUGUGGGUAUAGUUGGUACUCUUUGGAUUCCUGUGUGCAAGUCCUCAUCACAGGCCCAAGGCCCAUGCUUCUGAACUGGCUGGUCUGAGGGAAGAGCUGGCCAGACCUCUUUGUAUUGUUGGGACUUGAUCUCUUUUGGGCAAAGUCUCUCCCUCCUUAAAUGACAAGAGGCCAGCUCUCCCCUGCAGGAACACCACCUGUACCUUCAGCCCUGGGAUGCACUGGAUGAGCAUCUCGGUGGAUUCCUCAUUCUGAGAGAGCAGCUGUGAGUAGACAUUGCCUGCACUGCCCCAGGGAGGGAUGUUUGCCAGAGCUGGGUGGCAUGGCUCAGAGACCUCCCCUGCUGUGGAGGAGGCUGUGUUUGCUUGGGUCAGCAGAGUAGAUUGCCUCUGCUUCCUUCGUGGGCAGCUGACUGGAUGCUGUAGGCUUAAACAGCUUGGAUUUUUGUGUCUCAUUGGGGGAAUAUGAGAGUUUUGAUUUUUUUUCCCCUCUAUUUGAAAAUUUCAUCUGUAGGCUCCACCUUGAAUAUAAAUUUUAUAAGAAAGCACAUUUGCAAGUUUUCUGCAAUAUUGUAUCAGGAAUCUGUGGAAGAUUUUGGUCAGUAAAGCUGAGGCAGGGUCUCCACAGAGUGUUAGUGUUUCUCUCUAUUGGUCAGUUCACAGGCACACUGAGGGCUUUAGGCCUGGGCCUCUUUGCUUUCCUUAUUGGGGGCUCUUUGAGUGAGAGAAGACUUAAUGGCCAGCAAAUGGACAAAUAAAUAGGACAUAGUCUGGCACUCUCCAGUGUUUAGUUGUUCAGCCAGGGGUCCGUCCUUAGUUGAAAGAAUACAAAUGAAAGAGCUCAGUGAUUUGUAAAUAAGGCCUGUCUGCACAGUUUUGGGUGACACUGAUUUUAGGCCCACCCCAAAAGAACAGUGUUUCCAUUUCAGAGGACUUGGUCCUCGGAUCAUCAUGUAGCUCAGAUGAGCCACGCAGCUCUUAAACUGCCUACCCUGAGCCCUCCCAUGACCUGGAUGCUCUUUCUUCCCACAUCUGUGCAGUGCUGGUUUCUCCCAUGAACAGGCUGUAAUGGAGUUUUUUCUUCCCUGGGGAGACACACUGAGAGUGAGUGCAGUUCCCAUUACAUAUGGCACACAGCAGACGUAGGGCCAGCAUCCUCUCAUGGAGGACUGCGUUCAUUCAGUGCCAGUGACUUAGGGUAACGUGUUUCCCGAGAAGCACAAGCCUGUGCCUCCUUGCGUCCAGAUGCUUAGGCGACAGUCUUUGUCUGCUAUCUUUUUGAAAACACAAAAUAUUUCUCUCAUAGCCACUGUGAUUCUGCUUUUUAAAAAGAAAAAUAUUUUCAUAUUAUGAUGGCAAGUUUGAAAAAGCGAAAACUGUUUUCUCUCUCCGUGGGAGACAGUUGCAUUUCAGAGUGGUGAUUCAGUGAAGACUCCGCUGUCACCCUAAGGUAGCUUCCAGACCUUCCUCCCUCACCUCAGCACUAAACACACUUGGACUGGCUUCCUCAACCGCUGGGCGGCUCUCAGUAGUCCGUGGUGCGUCACCUUUCUGAGCCGUCUACUCCUGCUGUUCACAGUUCACCUUGUGGAAUGAGGAGAGACUCUAGUGUUUUGUUUUUUAAACUUUAUUUUGAAAAUAUUUUUUAAAAAGAAAUCUACUGGUUAGAUUUUAUUGUCACAGAAGUGUUUUUAGAGAUUAUUUUGUUCACAGAUGUCCCCCUUCUCGGGCUGAUGACUGACUUGCCCACAUGUGUCCAUCUCUGACAAUGUUUCUUCAAUAUAGAUUUUAUUUACCAAUAUACUUAGUGUUUUUAAAAGGUACUGAGCAUUGAGGUAUGUAAAUCAGGUGACAUAAACAUGACAAAUCAUGUGCCUAAAUAUUUUUUUAAUGAUGUCAAAUAAAUACUUUUUCUGGAAAA